Hypanus sabinus (Atlantic stingray) is the source of this 3658-nucleotide messenger RNA. RefSeq names its product frizzled-1-like. Gene Ontology annotation, biological process: non-canonical Wnt signaling pathway; canonical Wnt signaling pathway. The transcript has a single exon. NCBI's taxonomy places the organism in Eukaryota, Metazoa, Chordata, Chondrichthyes, Myliobatiformes, Dasyatidae. Gene Ontology annotation, cellular component: plasma membrane. The coding region runs from base 287 to 1990 and encodes 567 amino acids. Gene Ontology annotation, molecular function: Wnt receptor activity; Wnt-protein binding. The record is from RefSeq and is a predicted model, not a curated record.
CUGUUUCAAGGCGCCUCUGCCGACGCGCGCCCCGCAAUGCGCAGCCAGACUGGAAGGGGCUCCUGGAAACAGGCGGCGUGGAACUGAUGGAGUGACACAAAUGGCUAGUGGAGUCGGAGCUGGGUUGUUGCUCGAAUUGAGGCUGUUUUCCUUUGGCAUCGGAAUUGCUUGAAAUUAAAAUCAUUUUCUCUAACGUAAGUUUUUAAAAGAAAUCGAAAAACUUAUGCUGUACUGAAUGCCGUGAGAACAAAUAUUUGUGCCAGAGUGAAAGAAGUAGUUUGAAGAGAUGGGAAGAGCAAGAGAAAGUAUGGCUGUGUGUAAUUGUUCCCAUCUGGAUUUGUGCAAACUUGCGAGCUCUCGAUGGCUGUUUGUGCUCCAUUUGUUUCUGCAAAGUUUGGGACCCGUGCGGCCGCAGUACAAUGGCGAAAGAGGCAUCUCGAUUCCAGACCACGGCUUCUGCCAGCCGAUCUCGAUCCCUCUGUGUACGGACAUCGCCUAUAACCAAACCAUCAUGCCGAACUUGCUGGGGCACACCAAUCAGGAAGACGCCGGCCUGGAAGUUCACCAGUUCUACCCGCUGGUGAAAGUACAGUGUUCGCCCGAGCUGAAGUUUUUCCUCUGCUCCAUGUACGCGCCGGUGUGCACCGUGCUGGAGCAGGCGAUCCCCCCGUGCCGAUCGCUAUGUGAGAGGGCCAGGCAGGGGUGCGAGGCGCUCAUGAACAAAUUCGGUUUCCAGUGGCCCGAGAGACUCCGAUGCGAAAACUUUCCAGUCCACGGAUCUAUCGACCUGUGCGUCGGGCAGAACAGAACUGAGAAGGGCAGCCCGACCUUAGAUCCCACACAAACGUUACCCGUCGUCGGCACCGUUCCCCCCUUUCUGGGCCAGUUUACCUGCCCUCGGGUAUUGAAGGUACCCACUUAUCUGAACUACCAUUUUCUGGGGGAGAAGGACUGCGGCGCUCCCUGCGAGUCCUCUAGAACCAACGGGCUGAUGUAUUUCAGCCAAGAGGAGCUGAAGUUUGCGAGGAUCUGGAUCGGUAUUUGGUCAGUUCUGUGCUGCGCCUCGACCCUAUUCACGGUGCUCACCUAUCUGGUGGAUAUGCAGAGGUUCAGCUACCCGGAGCGGCCCAUCAUAUUCCUGUCGGGCUGUUACACAAUGGUGGCCAUCGCCUACAUCGGUGGCUUUCUGCUGGAAGAAAAAGUGGUGUGCAACGAGAAGUUCGCCGAAGACGGCUACAAAACGGUGGCCCAGGGCACCAAGAAAGAAGGCUGCACCAUUCUCUUCAUGAUGCUGUACUUCUUCAGCAUGGCCAGCUCGAUCUGGUGGGUAAUCCUGUCACUGACUUGGUUCCUGGCAGCUGGGAUGAAAUGGGGUCACGAAGCCAUCGAGGCCAACUCCCAGUACUUUCACCUGGCUGCCUGGGCAGUGCCAGCCAUCAAAACCAUCACCAUAUUGGCAGUGGGCCAGGUGGACGGAGACGUGUUGAGCGGGGUCUGCUUCGUAGGGCUCAACAACGUGGACGCGAUGCGAGGCUUCGUUCUGGCCCCGCUCUUCGUCUACCUGUUCAUCGGCACCUCGUUUCUCUUGGCCGGCUUCGUGUCGCUCUUUCGUAUUCGGACCAUCAUGAAACACGACGGCACCAAGACCGAGAAGCUGGAGAAACUUAUGGUGCGCAUCGGCAUCUUCAGCGUCCUCUACACGGUGCCGGCCACCAUUGUCAUCGCCUGUUACUUCUACGAGCAAGCCUUCAGGGAGCAGUGGGAGAGGAGCUGGGUCAACCAGGCCUGCAAGAGUUACGCCAUACCCUGCCCCCGGAACCAGCAGCCUCCCAUGACGCCGGAUUUCACUGUCUACAUGAUCAAAUAUCUCAUGACACUUAUAGUGGGCAUCACCUCCGGCUUUUGGAUCUGGUCUGGUAAGACUUUACAUUCUUGGCGCAAGUUCUACACUAGACUCACAAACAGUAAGCACGGAGAGACGACGGUGUGAGUGAGGGGAAGACGCUCUUCCCUCCGCGUUUUCCUUCCCGAAAAGGGAGGCUCGAACCACACAGAGUGAAGCCUGAGUUUUCCGAUGUGACAGACUAUUUCAAAUUCUGUAUGUUGUUGUAAAUAGCAUCUGUAAAUUUUUUUUGUAAUUAUAUAUUUGUAUUUAAAAUAUCGCCUCCAGAGGUGUUAUCCUGUUUCCUCAAUAUGUGGAGAUUUUUGUUUUGUCGUGAGGGGGAGGGUAUUGGGAGGGGGAAGUGCUCGGAAAUCGUCUUAACUUGUAGUCGGACGCUGAGAACGAACCUUUAAAAUGAGUCAGACUUGAAAGUUGAUCCUGGUGCCUGCCAACUCUCAUGUCUGAAUGUUGAACCUAUCGAGAGAUAAAUUAGACCUGGAGGCAAUUAGUCUUAUCCCGGAAUGAAAAACUUCCCUUGGGUCCUAACGCUAACCAAGUUAUCGCUGUUGUUCUUUACACAAAUUAGAAAUGGGAGAACAUGAGAGAGAAAAUAAGUAGAUUUAAAAUAAAAGGAGAAAUAACGCCUUCAUGCGUUCAUACCCUUUGACACGCAAAUUGCAGUCUAGCAUUCCUUCCUCAAUAAUAAGCUGGUAAUUCUGAUUUCUUGCGUACUGAUCAACCCAAAGUAAACAUCCCAAAAUACUGGCGGAAAACAUAAAGGGCACAAGAGCACUUAGUUUUACAGUUUAAAAAAUAGUUGGCAUAUUCGUAGACAGUAGCAUUUUUAUUGGCUGGGUAUUAAAAGGGUAAAAAUCCCCCAGUGUUAUGCUGAAUGAAUGAAGGAUCGUUCUCAGUUUGCUUUUGUUAUGAUUUGGUAUUGCUUUAACAUUCGUUGGACAGCAUUUACUGGUUUUCUACAGCAAUGCGUAAAGAGAUUGUUCAAAAGUCUGAAAUCCGGCGAGAAGUUUGUUCCCAACAGAUACUGAACAGCUGAAUAAGCAAACGUUAACAUUCCUUGGUAAUCUUGUUUUUAACUGUUUUCUUUGGCGAACAGGGGAAUGUUGAAAUUCAGAACCAUGUGGACUGAAUAGAGUUUGAGUUGAGGCUAAUGUUUAGCCCCAUAGGUGUGGAGGUAGAGCAGAAUAUGGUUCAGUCAGUGUUUUAUUAAAAACUAAAAAUCCAUUCUGUUUCCAAGUGAGUGGGCUGAAAACAAAGUAUCUAUAGAAUAUUGUGUGGUACCAAAUCCAGCAUGUUUACUCUGCUGAUUGAAAUGUGGAUUAUUUUUAUCAGAAAACUACAAACUUUGUUUCCCAUUGUACUAUAUUACAAGCAUUUCAGUACAAACAUUUUAAAGGCACCAUAACUGCACAGACUUUUUUUAUUAUGUACUGUAUCUUCAAAUAAUUUGCAUGAUUGUUAUCAAAUAAUUAAUAGGAGUCUGUAGCCAUAACGACAUACAAGCCUGUACUUAUGGUUCAAAUUCAUUAUUGGCUUAAGUCCCUGAUAAGCAAAAAAAUUGUCUGAACUUCGUAUUCAUUUAUUCUUGUUCACCAUUACAGAAUCCUUUAUAUUUAUAGAGUAAUAGAAAGUUUAUAUAUUCCAUAUUUUUAAUUUCUCUGAAAUAAAACUGAAAUUUUUCUACAAAAAUCGUGUCUGCCUAACAGAAGCUUAUGUGUCCUUAAUAAAAGGAAUGCACUAUUAUGUAGCAUUUGAACA